ACGCCCAUCAUGCAUGGCAGAGGGGCUAGUAUUAUUAUAGCUAACCUAGCUAGCUCACUACCCUCAGCUAGCGGCGGCGAGUGCGAGCUAAAUACUGGCGCCUGAGCUGACAAGACGUACGGUCGAGAAGUAGCGGAGCUGCAUUACUAACUCAGCUAGUAGACUACCUGUAUUUGCAUGAAAGCAUCAAUAUUUAAUUGAUCAAAUAUUGUUGUCUAUUGUCGACGGUCCAAUGGCCUUUGCUUCCACCAAGAAAUAUAGUAUGGGUAUUACGACUUUCUUCAACAACUCUGCAUGAAAUGUGACUGUUACACCUGCAUGAACUGUUUCGUCUAUCCACACCCCUACCCUUUUAAGAAAAAAUAAUCAAAAUUUGUUAGCUUGCAUGAUUGAAUCGUAACUUGACAAAACUCUCUGUUGCUCAGAAAGUAUACUCCAAAAAAAAAAGGGAAAAAAAGAAGAAGCUUGCUUGAUCUUCAUGUACAAAGCCCUGCUUUCAUCCGUCCAAAACCAUUGUAAAUUCAUUUCAAGUCUCCCAUCACUGAGAAACUUGGCUUACAGCAUGUAUUCAUCUGCGACAAAGAAGCAAAAGACGGAUCAGGGCUAUGUGGUUGACUUCCGUAGUGACACCAUCACCAAGCCCACCGAUGCCAUGCGUAAGGCCAUGAGCGAGGCCGUGGUAGGUGACGAUGUCUUUGGAGAAGACCCCACAGUCAAUGAACUUCAGCGAAAGGUGGCCAAGUUGCUGAAGAAGGAUGCUGCCCUCUUUGUACCGACAGGGACAAUGUCCAACUUGAUCGCAUUGAUGAGUCAUACUACCGGGCGUGGUGAGGAGGUGUUGCUAGGAGACCAGUGUCACAUCUUCGACUGGGAACAAGGUGGAAUGGCACAGUUUGCUGGUGUGUGCCCACACGUGGUCAAGACCUUGCCCGAUGGAACUCUGGACUUGGAUGAGCUCGAGUCCAAGAUACGACCCAGCGACAUUCACAUGGCCAGCACCAGGCUCAUCUGCAUAGAAAACACCCAUAAUUCAUCGGGAGGCAAAGUGCUCCCUCUAGAGUUCUUACAGAAGGUGAGAGCAAUAGCAGACAAGAACAAUCUCAAGGUUCACUUAGAUGGGGCUCGUCUCCUCAACGCAGCGGUUGCUAUGGACGUAACCCCAGAUGUCAUCACGCAGUACGUCGAUUCCAUCAGCAUCUGUUUCUCAAAGGGAUUGGGAUGUCCAGUUGGAUCGGCUCUCGUAGGAUCCAAUGACUUCAUUGCAAGAGCUUUGAGGCACAGGAAAGCCUUAGGUGGAGGCAUGAGACAGUGUGGCAUACUAGCAGCUGCAGCUCUGGUAGGCCUAGACCAGGGGUACGCAAGACUGCAUGUGGAUCAUGAAAAUGCUCAGAAAUUCGCCAAAGGCAUGAAAGAGCUGAACAACCCAGUCUUCACAGCCAAGCCAGAGAAUACACAGACCAACAUGGUGCACAUCCUAGUACGAGAAGACAUUCCUUCCAUGCAAGCUGCCUCGCUGCUGGGCAACGUCGCCGAUGAUGAGAUCAGUACACUAGGACAGAGCAUUCAGGUGAAACUGUUUCCCGAGACCGACCACACGAUGCGAGCCGUUAUGAACCACCAUAUCACAGAGAAAGACGUUCAAAUGGCUCUCAAGAAAUUCAAGUUCAUCGGGGAAAAGCUGGACAAGAAUGGUCUUGGUAAAUAGAGGUCGAAAGGACAUUGUUCAAGCAGAUGCAUGAAGUCUAUUUUUCUAAAUUAGAAAUUAGAAGUGACUAGCAUUGCUCUUUGACACAGCUCCAGAUGAUUAUAUUUUUGUAACACGCAGAUCACACGCGGAAACUGGUAGAAAAGACUCAUAAAGGCAGUCAUUUUAACAAUUUAGGAGUAUGAAUGAAAUAAAGGAUUGCAAAAAAACAAGACGCACAUAUCCCAAAGUCCAACUUCCGUCCCUUGUGGUUUUUUUUACGUUUUUGGUUUAUACAUACUAUCUGUACUUGCACAAAGACGGCUGCAAGCUUUAUAGGCACAUGCUGUAGCCCUCCUAUACAAUCUAAGCUAUGUUUAGUAAGGAUUCAACAUGAUAAAUUUAUUUCAUAUGCAUGUUCCAAAUAUGUACUGUACUAAAUAGAUUGUAUCAAAUUUACAUUUGUGUAAAAAAACAAGACGCACAUAUCCCAAAGUCCAACUUCCGUCCCUUGUGUGGGUUUUUUUUACGUUUUUGGUUUAUACAUACUAUCUGUACUUGCACAAAGAGGGCUGCAAGCAUAUCAAGCUUUAGGCACAUGCCGUAGCCCUCCUGUACAAUCUAAGCUAUGUUAAGUAUGGAUUCAACAUGAUAAAUUUAUUUCAUAUGCAUGUUCCAAAUAUGUACUGUACUAAAAAGAUUGUAUCAAAUUUACUUUUGUGUACAUGGAAAUGUAUGUUUACAAAAAACAGUGUUGAAAACAAGACAUUCAAAUUUAUUUCAAUUCAAUUCAGUUUUUUGGUGAUUGUUCCCCUGUGAAAACAAGCCUUACAUCUUAAUAUCUCGAAGUUGAUAUAUGUUAACUAGGUGGCAGAAUGAACGUUGAUCAUUGCAUUUCUGUUUAUUACCAAUUGAAGUAUGACAUUUCAAAAGAGAAUACUGUGAAAGCACAAACAUUUGUGACGUGAAUCAGCUUUGAUGACGAAUUGCCAUUUAAUGGCAAGAAUCAUUCAUGUAUUCCAAAAGUUGAUUUUGACUCUUAUUCAUUGAAGUAUACUAUACACGCUUAUCAUUGAGUGGUAUAUAUGGCUUUAUUGCACAAUGCUGAGACAAAUCUGGGGGCUCUUGUAUUUAUAAUGAACUAAGUUGUGAUGAAACACAUUUCCAAAAUCACAUGCAGCUUGCUUUCAACCAAUCAGAAUCUUGCAUUCGGGAAACAUGUUGAUUUUGGGGCAUUGCUGUUGUUUGGUAUCGCAAGUCUUUCAUGAAAGAGGCCUUUAAUAUCAUAGCUAAAUCAUGUAAAGUGUAAUUUCAUAGUAUUCUGUAAAACUCUCAUAAAUUCAAUCAAUCAUGUUUCAUUGCUUUUGGGGGGGGGGGGGGGUAAGUUAUGUAUGAUAUUAAAUUAAGUACCUCUUCAUUAUUAUUUUUUAAGGAUUCAAAAGGAUGAUAUUGUACAAGAUAUUUGCUCGGGUUAUGUUCACCAACAUGUAUUCAAAUAUGUGUAUAUCAUUCAAAUUAUGAACCCAGCAUGCAAUCAUUGAAAUUAUUGGAAGUAUUUACUCUAAUAACCCCAAGACAAUGGAAUAUCAUUAUCGGUAUAAAACGCUCUGUUGUAACAAACACUUCUAAUAACAAGAUUGUUUUUCCAGUUCUACUUUGUUUUUAUUUUAUAUCGUCUUGAUAUAGCAAGGUUUCACUUUAAUACUAUGUUAAUUUUUUGGGUCCCAUUGAUUUAGUUUUAAUAAGAUCCCACAGAAGACACUGCCAAUUUUAUGUGUACCUCUGAAUUUCAAAGAUAUUCUUACGAUUUUUCAAAAAGGAAAAUUUUAAUAUCAGUAGUUUGGGAUUUGAAGUGAAUGAUUUUGAUGUGUGCAGCAGUGCUCCUUUGGUCAGUGUUUGGAAAAUGUAAUGCAUAUGCUUUCUUAGUAAUCAUGUAAAUAAAUUAUCAAACCAAUCAAAGCGAGUACUAUGCAUGUGUUGUAAAUUAUGUACUAUGUGCACAAAAGGUAUUGGGAUAGAUUAAGGCAUUACAUUGAAAAUGUAAUUCAAUAAACACUUUUCAAUCAAGUGAAA
This is a messenger RNA of Strongylocentrotus purpuratus (purple sea urchin), 3757 nucleotides long. Its product is annotated as probable low-specificity L-threonine aldolase 2. Gene Ontology annotation, cellular component: cytosol. The record is from RefSeq and is a predicted model, not a curated record. Bases 479 to 1705 code for a protein of 408 amino acids. Gene Ontology annotation, molecular function: L-allo-threonine aldolase activity. NCBI's taxonomy places the organism in Eukaryota, Metazoa, Echinodermata, Echinoidea, Camarodonta, Strongylocentrotidae. The transcript has 11 exons. Gene Ontology annotation, biological process: glycine biosynthetic process; L-threonine catabolic process.